Diospyros lotus (date-plum) is the source of this 1185-nucleotide messenger RNA. RefSeq lists its product as uncharacterized. The record is from RefSeq and is a predicted model, not a curated record. Bases 90 to 1061 code for a protein of 323 amino acids. NCBI's taxonomy places the organism in Eukaryota, Viridiplantae, Streptophyta, Magnoliopsida, Ericales, Ebenaceae. The transcript is spliced from 4 exons.
UUUCUCUAUUUCUCUCUCUCUCGAUUUCAAUUCAAAUUCAACUCUCUCUCUCUCUCUCUCUCUCUCUCUCUCUCUUCAGACCGAUAACAAUGUCCGACGUAGGUUUAACGGUUGUUGACGGGGCUUACCUUAGGGCCGUCGACCUCACGGUUCCGGAAUCUGGGGGCGCCGUCACCGGAGCUCAGGUCCUGGAGCUAGCCGAGUCCAGAGCUUCGUCUUCUAUAUUUGGCCUAGCGUUGCCGGAAAGCCUCAAGUCGGCUGCUCUCAAACGCCUCAACGUCGAUGAUGCUGUCAGUUUCUGCCGUGAGGAGAUCGAUGUAGACCGAGCUUCUUCCAUCCUUAAAAGCUAUGUCAGUGCGAUCGCCGAACAACUCGAAGAGGAUCCUCUUGUAAUAGCAGUCUUGGAUGGGAAAGCACUUAGGGUGUUUUUGGAUGACGAAGAUGAUUUCGCAAUGUUGGCAGAGAAUCUUUUUACCGACUUGGACACAAAAGAUAUAGGAAAGAUCAGUAAAAAAGAGAUACGGAAUGCUCUUGCUCAUAUGGGUGUUGAAUUGGGGAUUCCUCCUUUUUCAGAAUUUCCCUUCCUGAAUGAGAUAUUACAGAAGCAUGGUGCCGUGGGGAAUGAGGAACUGGGGCAAUCACAAUUUGCUGAAGUCCUUCAGCCAAUUAUGCAAGAGCUGGCAGAUACCCUUGCUGAAAAGCCUGUUGUGGUCACCCAGAGUAUCAAGGUCGUUAAUGGUUCUAAGCUAAGAAAGCUUCUGGCCAGUAAGGAGAAAUUGAAUGCUGUCCUAGAGAGAAUUUUGCAGCUGGAAAAGAGUGCGGAGAGGACAGACAUAAUCAGGGAUUUUCUAGAGGAAAAUGCGAAGGAACUUGGGCUGCCAUCACCAAAAGCAGGCGAAUCUGUUGCUUUUCUCUACGAUGCAGUUUUUGCAGAUGUAGGAAACUCAGAAAGUGCUGCUGCUGGAUCAGAAGAGGAAUUUCGGUUAUUCGUGAAGAAAAUACUUGAGAAAUUUGCAGAGCAACUUGAGGCAAACCCAGUUUUCCAAGAUCUUGACAAUUGAUGAGGUUCCUGCUUUUGUAUACUGUACAUUUUCAAUUCAGCGCUUUUUGCCUACGCAUGUAUUGAAGAAAAACAGGGCUAACAGUUUAUGUUGAGAAGGCAGAGUGACCUUUAGACUUUGUAUU